Messenger RNA from Spinacia oleracea (spinach), 1842 nucleotides. Its product is annotated as inorganic phosphate transporter 2-1, chloroplastic. The record is from RefSeq and is a predicted model, not a curated record. Gene Ontology annotation, biological process: phosphate ion transmembrane transport. Gene Ontology annotation, cellular component: membrane. Gene Ontology annotation, molecular function: phosphate transmembrane transporter activity. Lineage: Eukaryota; Viridiplantae; Streptophyta; Magnoliopsida; Caryophyllales; Amaranthaceae. Bases 1 to 1728 code for a protein of 575 amino acids. The transcript has 3 exons.
AUGACUUCCUCUUGCCUCUUAUCUUCAACCCGAAACACCACAGCCACCACCACGGCUGCCGCCGCCUCCUACCUUCCUAAACAUCACUAUCAUCACCACCUUCCUCUUUUUAAGCUUCAACUUCCACCACUCAAAUCUUCUCAUCCUAUUCUAAGGCUAAGGAAUAAUUCAAGGUUUACCUACCCUCUUGCUUCCCUGUCUUCCUUUGCUGAUGCAGACGGCCAAGAACACGAAGAAGAUGUUAUCAACGCCGAUGAUCACCGUGAUGACGAAGGGGGGGCGAAAUCGGGAAUGGCUCAAGCAUUUAACAUAUCAUCUAAAACAGCUGUUGCAAUAUCAGUAUGCAUAGCAUGUGCUGCUCUUACCUUUCCUUUCUUUAUGAAGUCAAUUGGUCAAGGGAUGCCCUUUAAAACUAGGGUGCUUUCAUAUGUUACCUUGCUUUUCGGGUUUUACAUGGCUUGGAAUAUCGGGGCGAAUGAUGUAGCUAAUGCAAUGGGGACGUCUGUGGGGUCCGGUGCUCUGACGAUACGACAGGCGGUUCUGACAGCCGCUGUUUUGGAGUUUUCCGGGGCGUUGUUGAUGGGUACACAUGUCACAAGCACAAUGCAGAAGGGAAUUCUUGUUGCUAAUGUUUUUCAGGGGAAGGAUUCAUUGCUGUUUGCAGGACUUCUUUCUUCCCUUGCAGCUGCUGGUACUUGGUUACAGGUAGCAUCCUAUUAUGGCUGGCCAGUUUCAACUACUCAUUGCAUAGUAGGAUCUAUGGUUGGGUUUGGUCUUGUCUAUGGAGGAGUUAAUGCUGUCUUCUGGAGCUCACUGGCAAAGGUUGCUUCUUCAUGGAUAUUUUCACCAGUACUGGGUGCAGCCAUGUCAUUUCUAGUCUACAAAGGUAUCCGCAGGUUUGUUUACAGUGCUGAGAAUCCAGGACAGGCAGCAGCAGCAGCUGCACCAGUAGCAGUAUUCAUGGGUGUAACUGCAAUAUCAUUUGCAGCCUUCCCUCUUAGCAAAACCCUUCCCCUGGCUAUAGUCCAAGCAUUAGCCUGCGGAGCUAUUGGAGCAGUUAUUGUCUACCGAGUGAUCAACAUACAGUUAGGUCACCUACUUGCCAAAUCUAAAACCCAACACAAAGACGAACCUAAUCCCGAUAAUCCAGAACAGAAAAACAUCGGGCUCCUCUCUGACAUUGCUGGCCCGAAAGGAACCCAAUUGGAGAUAGUAUAUGGUGUGUUUGGUUAUAUGCAGGUCCUCUCGGCAUGCUUCAUGUCAUUUGCUCAUGGUGGAAAUGAUGUCUCUAAUGCUAUUGGUCCGUUGGCAGCGGCAUUAUCUUUACUCCAAGUUGGGGCUGGUUCGGGUGCUGCAAUUCAAAUCCCAAUUGAUGUUCUUGCAUGGGGUGGAUUUGGUAUAGUAGCAGGUCUUAUGAUGUGGGGUUACAGAGUGAUAUCAACUAUUGGAAAGAAGAUCACAGAACUUACACCAACAAGAGGGUUUGCUGCCGAGUUUGCAGCUGCAUCUGUGGUUCUAUUUGCAUCAAAACUAGGGUUACCUAUCUCAGCUACUCAUACGCUAGUAGGUGCUGUAAUGGGAGUAGGGUUUGCGAGAGGGUUAAACAGUGUCAGAGCAGAGACAGUAAGAGAGAUCGUCACUUCUUGGGCAGUGACAAUUCCAGUUGGUGGAGUACUUGCAGUUUUAUACACAGCAAUCUUGACCAAGGGUUUAUCCUACGUAUUAUGAUUAUGAUUUAAGUGAUAACAUUUUAUUAUUGGUAUAUCAGAUUAAAAUUGAGAAAGUUUUGGUUUUGUAUGUGAGAACAGAAUGUUUCUCCUAAUGGUAAUUUUAUUAUUUAGA